Suillus bovinus is the source of this 1670-nucleotide messenger RNA. RefSeq lists its product as uncharacterized. Bases 192 to 1523 code for a protein of 443 amino acids. The record is from RefSeq and is a predicted model, not a curated record. The transcript is spliced from 7 exons. NCBI's taxonomy places the organism in Eukaryota, Fungi, Basidiomycota, Agaricomycetes, Boletales, Suillaceae.
UCCAAAAAAACGUAGUGCGGAGGAGUCGAAAAUGUGUUGCGUGCACUGUAGUACUAAGAUUGAUCUCGGACGACUUGUCUCUCACUUCGAUCAAGCUCAUCGGUCUACUUCUGUACAAGAAAACGCCUGCUCAAGGCAGCAGCACAGUGACUUGUGUACUCAAUCCCUAAGCUAUUUUCGUUGAACUACAAAUGGCAGACUGCUCUUGUCGUAUCCUCACUCUAUCUUCUUCGAAGGAUGAUACCUUGCAGUUUCUGCAAAGACUGGCAAAAAGUGACCUCCCGAUAGUAACCGACGAUUCAUCUAUCAUCCCUUGGACUAUCACGAACAAGUACUAUACUGCUGACGUGCACUUUGAAUUCCAUCAUCUCCCACAUUGGAUACCAAAUAAUCACGAGUUGGAAAGUGUGCCCGCCUUGGUGUACACAUGGACUGUCGGAGAGCCAUACCGGGAGAAUGUCCAGAUGAUAUCACAACGCCUAUCACAUCAUGAUUUUGAAGUAUCUCUUGCCAUUCGACUUCCAUCUACUACGCCCGGACAUUUCGGGAAAUCUUCCGCCCAUCAUGUUCAUGGUGGAGUUUCCCGGGCCAUAGAUGCCUUGAGCACGAUCAUGUGGCCCUCCAUGGUACAAACCUCAAAAGGAAGGGGUCUUGGCCUCUUGGCGACGAACCGUGAUAUGGGAGAAGACCUCAGCAGCCUCAUCGCUACGCGCUCCCCAGGAGAGCGUGAUCGCAUGCAACGAGAACUCGAAGAGUUAGAGCAGUGGCUCGAUGAAGAUAAUUUCGGGGGCGAUCUUGACGCAAGUGAGAAAAACAUAAGCAAUGAUCCAUGGAGCGCCGCAGCCACAACCGCCAGCUCGUCACCUACAGAGGGUUCCCCUACCCAGGGCCCCCACAACCACACAUUUGACGAUGAUUUCACCGCUUUCGUGUCUGCUUCAGCGUCAGCGGCAGAUGUUGAAACUCAGUCUGCACAAACAUCUUCUGAGAGACAGAUCCCACCUCUCCCUUCGUUGAGCUUCAGUUCAACGUUCACUUUCGACUCUGGUUCUGAUACCUCCGGACGAUCGACGCCACCUAAUGAGGAACACGACUUUUCCCGCUUAUCCGCGAAUGACUCAAUUGUUGGUGUAUCUUAUAGGUCUUUAGGGUCAGUUUCCGAUUUUGGGGACCCGGAAGUAGAAGAAUCCCACAAACGUGAAGACUCUGACGACGAAAUGCCUUCAAAUUCUGAGAUUGCUGCUACCUCAGAGCGUAUCUUCGGUGCAACGUCUCUUACUUUCUCACCCACUGAUGGAAAUAACACCUGUCCGCUGCAAGAGGAUCUUUUUGUCCCGUCUGAAGUCGAAGCCGCCGACGCGUCAGAGACAGACCUCGAGCGUUUCGACCUGCAAAGCAUGCUGAGCGCGCUUCAGGGUCUUAAGGAGGAAAUUGCGGGAAUGCCUGACUCGCAGGAACGUAAGAGAGCAGCUGCUAGAGUGGCGUUAGGUUUGGUUUAUGGGCUCAAUGGAAAUUCCGAUUGAAAGUACUAAAGAGACUGCAUGCACGGCUGGAAGGUUUUGUAAUUAUCUUACGCGACUAGUCGUAUAGGCGCGUCCCGUGUAAACCGGUAGGCAUUUUGACACUCCAUCUUCCAAACUUCAUGUUGUGCCGCCGUUUGCAUACCCUCU